CCAACCAGUCUGUAAAACCGACAAACGGUCACCAACCAACCAGUCAAACAAUUCGAGUUCAAAAGCUAGAAAACCACCGAAAAAUGUUCCAAAUCGCUUGUUACAUUUCGCUGCUGCUGCUGAAGGAUCUGUGCAUUUCCAAUGCCGAGCCCUAUAACAAACAACUGACCAUAUUUGUCGAGGCUGGCCGACAGGAGUGCUUUUAUCACCCAAUUGCCACUACUGAGAACAUUAAAAUCGACUAUCAGGUGAUCCACGGAGGUCUCGGCGAGACGCAUAUCAAUUUUAAUUUGAUGGAUCCCAGUCGCCUCCUUCUGAUCAAUGAAAUAAAGCAGCAAAAGGGAAGACAAAAGCUGGUGGCUCAUGAAACUGGGUCUUAUAAGAUCUGUUUCGAUAAUACCAUUAGCACUUUCAACCAAAAGAUCGUAUCUUUCACCCUGGAAGUGAGUCCUGCGGACCGAAAGGAGCGAGAGCUUCGAGAUCUACGCCGGGAAAUGUUAACCGAUUACCAAUUCGAAAUGGCUUACACCGAUAUAGAUAAUUACAUGGGCAAGAUUCAUGUGAAUCUUAUGAGAUCCCGACAAACUCAGGACUUUAUUCGAGCGAUCGAGGCCAGGGAUCGCAAUGUAGCCGAGUCCACUUUCGCCAUGGUUAACAAUUGGUCCUGGACUCAGUUUUUGUCCAUGAUAUUUGUUGGCAUUCUGCAGGUUUUGAUGGUGAGAAGUAUUUUCCAUACGACCGGGACAUUCUACAAGUUUUGGAAAAACUUUUAAAACUUUUUGGAUAAAAAAAUAUUGUUUGUCAUUUGAUUCUGGAAAAUCAUAAGAAAAUUAAGUGAUCUUUAAAAUGUGACUUCUUGAAAUAUAACAGUGAAGGUUAUAGGCUUGUAAAU
Molecule: messenger RNA, 892 nt
Organism: Drosophila takahashii
Lineage: Eukaryota; Metazoa; Arthropoda; Insecta; Diptera; Drosophilidae
Product: transmembrane emp24 domain-containing protein 5
Biological process (GO): Golgi organization; endoplasmic reticulum to Golgi vesicle-mediated transport; intracellular protein transport
Cellular component (GO): Golgi apparatus; COPII-coated ER to Golgi transport vesicle; endoplasmic reticulum
Source: RefSeq, a predicted model, not a curated record